UGUCGUGGUACUGUGCAGCAUGGGGACAUCUUUGGAGGCUGCAACAGGACUGUAAUGACUUCCCGUGGCACAUCCUAAUUGAAAGAAGCACUUCCGGCAGCCCAGGACCACUAAUCAACAAACCUGCCUUCUAGGCUGGGCGCGACCCUUGUCCCUGGGCUCCGGAGUCAGACGGCCGCCCAGCCGACUCCUGGAAUACGGUAGUAAACAGUGACGCCUUUUUUGCCUGGGUUUAAGUGCAGAGGUCCCCAUCUUCCGGCUGCCCUGGACGUCAGGUGUGCCCAGGAUCCUGUGAUUGGCGUCUGCGCCUGUGACCGAGGAACACCCCACGGAGGAACUUGGGCAUUCCUUAGGACCCAGAACUUGCACUUUGGUCUUUCUUUGUCUCCUCACGUAAUGCCUGGCAUUCAGUAAGUGUUUGCUGAACCUGAAGAUACGUAUGAGCAAUGAAUCUGGAAAGGGAGAACAUCUUUGGUCCUCCAGUUUGGCUCCACUGAUAUUUUUCACAGUGGUAUUAAACAGCUUGCAUUUUGUGUAAAUAACUGGCUAGACUUCUGUUUUUCACUACAGAAGUCUCCAACCUCCAGUUACCAGAGACUUAAAGGGAUUACUUAUAGGAUAUCAUCUACAUCAACCCUGAGAGCUCUUCCUUAUUCCAAAAUGUUGAGGUAUUGGGGAGAGAUACCCAUGUCAUCGAGCCAGACCAACAGAAGUUCCUUUGACCUGCUCCCUCGGGAGUUCCGGCUGGUGGAAGUCCAUGACCCGCCCUUGCACCAGCCCUCGGCCAACAAGCCCAAGCCCCCUACCAUGCUGGAUAUACCCUCGGAGCCAUGCAGCCUCACCAUCCAUACCAUUCAGUUGAUCCAGCACAACCGACGCCUUCGCAGCCUCAUAGCCACUGCUCAGGCCCAGAAUCAGCAGCAGACAGAAGGUCUCAAAACUGAAGAAAGCGAACCUCUUCCCUCCUGCCCUGGGUCACCUCCUCUGCCUGAUGACCUGCUCCCUUUAGAUUGUAAGAAUCCCAAUGCACCGUUCCAGAUCCGCCACAGUGACCCAGAGAGUGACUUUUAUUGUGGGAAAGGGGAACCUGUGACCGAACUCAGCUGGCACUCCUGUCGGCAGCUCCUCUACCAGGCAGUGGCCACCAUCCUGGCCCAUGCAGGCUUUGAGUGUGCUAAUGAAAGCGUGCUGGAGACCCUCACCGAUGUGGCACAUGAGUAUUGCCUCAAAUUCACCAAGCUGCUUCGCUUCGCCGUGGAUCGGGAAGCCCGGCUGGGACAGACUCCUUUCCCUGACGUUGUGGAGCAGGUAUUCCACGAAGUGGGUAUUGGCAGUGUGCUCUCCCUCCAGAAGUUCUGGCAGCACCGCGUCAAGGACUACCACAGCUACAUGCUGCAGAUUAGUAAGCAACUCUCUGAAGAGUAUGAAAGGAUUGUCAACCCUGAGAAAGCCACGGAGGACACAAAACCCGUGAAGAUCAAGGAGGAGCCAGUGAGCGACAUCACCUUUCCUGUCAGCGAAGACAUAGAGACUGACCUCGCUGCUGGAGACCAGUCCCUGCCCAUGGGAGUCCUCGGGGCUCAGAGCGAGCGCUUCCCUUCUAACCUGGAGGUGGAAGCCUCACCACAGGCUUCGAGUGCAGAGGUCAAUGCUUCUCCCCUCUGGAACCUGGCCCACGUGAAAAUGGAGCCUCAAGAGAGCGAGGAGGGCAACGUCUCUGGGCACGGCGUGCUGGGCAGCGAUGUCUUCGAGGAGCCCAUGUCAGGCAUGAGUGAAACUGGGAUCCCUCAGAGCCCCGACGACUCAGACAGCAGCUACAGUUCCCACUCCACAGACAGCCUCAUGGGCUCCUCCCCUGUUUUUAACCAGCGCUGCAAGAAGAGGAUGAGGAAAAUAUAAAAGGGAGAGGAGGCCAUUUUCAGGCCAGACCUACAACAGGCAACAGAAAACCUUAUUGUACUAGAAUUUGUUUUCAUAAAUAGGGAUUUGAUUCUUACUCUUGAAAAGUAGGCUAUACUCAUUUCAGAGAGACUGGACUUAACCAAGCAAGUCUGCAUUUUACUUUGGCAUCUAGUUGUUAGUUUCCCACAGCAACCAAGCCACCCUCCAGAGGGACCAGGAGACCAAAGCACUGCCCCAGACUGUCGUCUUUACUGGGACUACACCUUGCUUAGCUUCUCUGCGGCUGUUUUUCUUGCAGUUAAGAGUGACACCACGCUGACAUACCAUGCAGGUGUGAGGACUUCAAAGUGGUGCUUGAAUAGAUGCAUAGAAAUACAUGCUGGUGUGAGCUUUUCAUCUAACUCCAUCCACUUCUGGGCCGCGUCUUGGGAAUACAGUACUAGUACCUAACAAGAAACAGCUAACGAAGCUUCCCUUCUGUCACGUUUGUAAAAAUGUUUUUGCCGCCCGUGAGGUCUUAGGUCUGUGCUAACAGCCUGGCCCACAUUUUCUUCACCCUUCUCUAGACUUACUCCCUGCAGCCUUAUCCUUUCUGCCGUACCUCUGACUCCGACUUGUAAGACACUGUUCGCCAUGUACAUUUCCCCAGGUGUUCCUUUCUUUUCUCCUUUGUGAAUGAAGCAAAUAGGACCAGGCCAAGCUUCAUGGUUCCUCCUCCAGUAGUGUGGGCCCUGGGACACCUGCUAAGUCUCUUAUCAAGGAAAUGAGCUGGCAGAGGUGAUGGGAUUAGCAGUAACUAGCAAAUGCGUGCUCCAUAACUUGCUAAUAGAUGAGUUUCAUUUUCUAUGUUUUUUUUGUUUUUUUUUUUUUUGGUACCGGGGACUGAACUCGGGUCCUUAUGCUUGCGAGGCAGGCGGUGGAACCACUGAGCUAAAUCCCCAGCCCAAGUUUCAUUUUCUAAUGCAGAAUACAAGUCCUGGGAAAUGCAGAGCACAAUUUUAAUAGAGACAAAAAAUAAGGUCCAGCUUUAAUUAAUGCAUUAUCAAGGACCUUAAGUGUCCUGAGCAGUAAGAAUAAGGUGACUGUUGCAAAAUGAGGUUAUAGUUUAUUAAGAAAUAAUUUAUAAAUCAGAUUAUAAAUCUUUAGCACACUUUAUCUGGACCCUUCCGGUUCCAGUUUUAGCUUUAUUUCUCCUUGUUUAUGAAUGAAAUGUCCAUCAGACUGUGUGUGUAAAGUAGCCACCUGGGCACUUUAUUCAUAGCAAACUUUUACUAAGCACCUAUUAUAUGCCCUAGGUCCUGUGCAAGGAAUACAAAGAUGAUUAAGAUUUAGUCCUUGCCCUUAUAGAGCUGAUAGUAGCAUAGGAGAGACCAAGUAUUUUUAAAGGCAGAGACAGGGCCAAAAGCAUUACACAAGAAAACCAAGUUAUGUUCAGAGCUACACUUUGUAAAUGGCUUCCCCUUAAAGUUAACAGGUCAAAUAUUUACACCAGUGAUUCCGUCUAGGUAUACAAAACACUGAAAUUAAUACUUCAUAGUAAAAUACUUUUGAAAGUUUAAGUUGGGGAAUACACCAGGCAUGUGGCACAUAUCUAAUCCCUGCACUCGGGAAUCAAAGGCAGAAGGAUCGCCAUGAGUUCCAGGCCAGCCUGAACUAUGU
This is a messenger RNA of Fukomys damarensis (Damara mole-rat), 3561 nucleotides long. RefSeq names its product SPT7 like, STAGA complex subunit gamma (gene Supt7l). The transcript has 6 exons. Gene Ontology annotation, cellular component: SAGA complex. The coding region runs from base 661 to 1899 and encodes 412 amino acids. NCBI's taxonomy places the organism in Eukaryota, Metazoa, Chordata, Mammalia, Rodentia, Bathyergidae. The record is from RefSeq and is a predicted model, not a curated record. Gene Ontology annotation, molecular function: protein heterodimerization activity; transcription coactivator activity.